AUGGCAAAUUCCAUACCCACUCUACAACAAGCCGCCGUGGUGCAAAACCCAGGAGAAAAUGCAACCAUUGCUCUUCGGAAUGAUAUGCCUGUCGCAAGUCCCGGACAGAAUGAAGUUCUUAUCAAAUUGACUUGCACCGGUUUGUGCCGCUCAGAACUCCGCGCCGUUUUAGCCUGGGGCGCAUACAACUCCAUCAUUGGCCACGAAGGUAUCGGAAUCGUAGUGAAAGCAGGACCCGAAGUCUCGGACUCCCUUCUCGGCGAACGCGUCGGCGUCAAAUGGCUCUACAGUGCAUGCAAUGAAUGCUCAGUCUGCAAACGAGGAUUCCAAAAUCAUUGUCCGCAGCAGCUCAAUACAAGUCGCCAUGUUCCCGGAACAUUGCAGCAAUACGUUAUCGCUGAUGCGCGGUUCCUGACUUUACUCCCGGAGGGCGUGGCUGACGAAGUUGCGGCGCCAUUACUGUGCGCUGGACUUACGAUGGUUGGUGCUUUGUCGAAACUUGGUAAUGAGCUGCGGGCUGGUGACUUUGUUGUUAUUUCAGGGUCUGGGGGCGGGUUGGGCCAUAUUGGUGUGCAAAUUGCGGCGAGGAUGAAAAACUUGCGUGUUAUUGCGGUUGAUAGUGGGGAUGAUAAGAGAGCACUGAGUUUGGAGUCUGGAGCGGAGGUUUUCUUUGAUUACAAGACCGAAGAUGUCAUUGCUCGAGUGCGUGAGUUCACUGGAGAGGGCGCGCAUGCCACAAUCGUCGUGCCAGGUACGAAGGAAGCUUUGAAGAUGGCACCUAACCUGGUGAGAAACAUGGGUUUUGUUGUCAAUGUCGGCUUGCCGCCGAAUAAUUUGGACAUUCCUCUUUCGGCUACGCUCUGUACAGCGAGAGGUCUCACGUUUAUAGGGUCGUCUGUAGGCACCGAAGAUCAGUUGACCGACUUACUGCAAGCGGCAUCUGUUGGCAAGAUAGUGCCAUCGAUCGAAGUCUUUGAUUUCUCGGCUGUGCCGACUUUGAUAGAGAAACUGAGGGAGGAUGGCAUUACAGGAAGAGCAGUGGUCACACUACCACAGUAA
Molecule: messenger RNA, 1059 nt
Organism: Penicillium egyptiacum
Lineage: Eukaryota; Fungi; Ascomycota; Eurotiomycetes; Eurotiales; Aspergillaceae
Source: the annotation of a GenBank genome assembly